Messenger RNA from Sinocyclocheilus anshuiensis, 1162 nucleotides. RefSeq names its product SRY-box transcription factor 8b (gene sox8b). The transcript has 3 exons. Bases 1 to 1074 code for a protein of 357 amino acids. Gene Ontology annotation, cellular component: nucleus. Gene Ontology annotation, biological process: neural crest cell development; morphogenesis of an epithelium; negative regulation of transcription by RNA polymerase II. The record is from RefSeq and is a predicted model, not a curated record. Gene Ontology annotation, molecular function: DNA-binding transcription factor activity, RNA polymerase II-specific; RNA polymerase II cis-regulatory region sequence-specific DNA binding. Lineage: Eukaryota; Metazoa; Chordata; Actinopteri; Cypriniformes; Cyprinidae.
AUGACGGAGGAGCAGGAUAAGUCCGGCGCGGAGCCGCCGUGCAGUCCAGCCGGCUCGUCCAGCUCCAUGUCCCCAGAGGAGUCUGACUCUGACGCGCCGGCAUCCCCCGCCGGACCCGGCGUGAUCACGAAGCUGGAGCGCGAGGAUGAGCGGUUCCCCGUGUGCAUCAGGGACGCGGUGUCCCAGGUGCUGAAGGGCUACGACUGGUCCCUGGUUCCCAUGCCGGCGCGGGGCAGCGGCGCGAUCAAGAGCAAGCCGCACGUCAAGAGACCCAUGAACGCCUUCAUGGUUUGGGCUCAAGCCGCGCGCAGGAAGCUGGCGGAUCAGUACCCGCACCUGCACAACGCCGAGCUCAGCAAGACCCUCGGCAAACUCUGGAGGCUGUUGACGGAGAAUGAAUGGAAACCUCAUGGACCCCCGACACCCCCUACAACGCCCAAAACAGACCUCCAUCACGGAGGAAAGCCAGACCCCAAGCAUGAAGGCAGACGUCUGCUUGACGGCACGCGACAGAACAUCGACUUCAGCAACGUUGACAUCUCAGAGCUCAGCACGGACGUCAUCAGCAACAUGGAGGCCUUCGACGUGCACGAGUUCGACCAGUACCUGCCGCUGAGCGGCCACGCCGGAGCCGCUCCAGACGGUCAGGGCGCCAGCUCCUACGCCUCGCCCUACAGCCACCCUGCCAGCUGCGGGGCCUCCUGGAGCCGCAAGGGGCCCGUGGCGUCCUCGCCGCCCGGCACGAGCGAAGCCAGCCAGCACAGAGCUCGCAUUAAAACUGAGCAGCUGAGCCCGAGCCACUACAGCGAGCACUCGCCUGAGUACGGCGUUUACAGCGCUCACGGAUCCUCGGCCGCCUCCGCCUCGUUCGCCAGCGACUAUACAGACCUUCAGAGCUCCGGCUACUACAGCCCAUACGCCGGCUACCCAUCCGGUCUCUACCAGUACCCCUACUUCCAUUCCUCACGGAGGCCAUACGGGAGCAACAUCCUCAACGGCCUGUCCAUCCCGCCCUCCCACAGUCCCUCCGCCAGCUGGGAUCAGCCGGUUUACACCACGUUAUCCAGGCCGUGAGGCCCGGCCGCUUUGUGCUGUGUCCCUUACUAUAACGAAGGACGGUCGCCGUGAUUUCGCCAAGACAGACGUGUUGCUGGAAGGGGUU